Molecule: messenger RNA, 792 nt
Organism: Lasiodiplodia theobromae
Lineage: Eukaryota; Fungi; Ascomycota; Dothideomycetes; Botryosphaeriales; Botryosphaeriaceae
Exons: 2
Coding region: 1-792 (263 amino acids)
Source: RefSeq, a predicted model, not a curated record
AUGCUGGUUCUCACGUUACUAUUAUUCGUCCCGUGCUUCGCCGCCGCAACAUCGAACUCGGGCUACUUUUCAUUCCCUCUGAAGGCCGACGACGUUCCUACCGUUCACAAUGCAGAUGUUCUCAACGUCACAUGGUACUCGCUCUACGACCAAGCUGUUCUCUACUUUUGGUGCAGCCAAACAUUAAUGGACACGGUCCGCGGCCUUGGCGGCGACGGCUCGCUGCAGUAUACCGUCAAUACAUCCUGGUCCUCACCCUGCCACUGGCAAUACGCAAAACAAAGCGACGAAUCGAAAUACAUGGACAGUGGCUUCGUCGACGUAACCAACCUGAAGGCCACUCCCAUCGUGACCUGGGGCCCCAAGGCCGCCGGUGUCGCCUGCGGUGCCUCAACUGUGACGGCUACCGCCAGCGCUGCGACAAUAAUCACCACCGUUACUGCUACGCCGGCCGCCUCCAAUGCAACUGCCGACCAGGAGCCCAAGCAACCCCUUGGCACCGGUGCAAGCAUUGGUAUCGGUGUUGCCAUAGGAGCUGUCGUUACUGGAAUCGUUUCUGUCCUGUGCUUCGUCGGCCGGAAGCGAGCUCAGGCACAAUCCAACCAGGCCGCCGCCGCAGCUUAUCACGAUGAUCGGAAAAGCUUCUACGAGUUGAACUCCACUUCGCGACCCGUCGAAGCCGACAAUUCAUGGAGCGGCCACUACGCAAACGCCGUCGAAUUACCGCCCGUACCUUUCCCUCACGAUACACCAGCUCGCCAUCGUAGCGACGCUUCUUCUCAAGUCAAAUAA